AGUACAUCGUACUUUGUUUUACAAACCAACAUGUUCACUUAUUUUGCGAUUGCCUGCCUGUUCGGAGUGGCGGCCGCCGUCCCGCCAGUGGCGGUAGCUCCGUACCAAGUCGGUGUUGGCAUCAGCUCCCUGAAUAUUCCCCGUUAUGGCUUCAACUACGCGGUCAACGACCCUCUAACUGGAGACAAUAAAGCGCAAACCGAACUCCGAGAUGGUGACGUUGUUAAGGGCUCGUACUCAGUCGCUGAACCUGAUGGCACCCUUCGAGUCGUCGACUACUCAGCCGAUGCAGUUUCUGGGUUCAACGCGGUCGUGAAACGACUAGGGCCGGCUGUACACCCACAACCCAUUCUUGCGCCCGUUGCUAAACAGAUCGUUGCACCCAUUGCCCCUAUUGCACCUAUAGCCUCUAUUGCACCCAUCGCUCCUAUCGCACCCAUCGCUGCUCCAAUCGCAUCCCCGUUAUUAACUACUAGCUCUAUAGGUCUCGGAGGCCUCGGCGCUUGGGGCGGCCUUGGAUUAGGAGGUCUUGGCGACCUCGGUCUAGGCGCGUGGAAACACUAGUGCAAUUGCAACGGUUAUUGCGCAUUCUUAUGGACGUUAUGAUGCUAUUCUUUUUUUCACGUUUGUACCUUUUUGGUUCCUAAAUGAAAAUUCGAAUAGUGUAUAUAACGCAGUGCAGGCCAAUUAACGUGGGAAUUUGUGUAAAUAAAUAUAUUAUACGAAUA
Molecule: messenger RNA, 728 nt
Organism: Galleria mellonella (greater wax moth)
Lineage: Eukaryota; Metazoa; Arthropoda; Insecta; Lepidoptera; Pyralidae
Gene: CPR57
Product: larval cuticle protein A2B-like
Exons: 3
Coding region: 31-564 (177 amino acids)
Cellular component (GO): extracellular matrix
Source: RefSeq, a predicted model, not a curated record